UUCUUUGAAUUUAAAUAGCGAGUAGUAAUGAUAAGAUCCGUUGACAUAUUUACCGCGAAAAUAUUUAUAAUGCUUCUAAAGCAAAAUAGCUACAAAAAAUAUCGCACGACGUUACAUUCUGUUAGCUAUAUGCAAUAGUGAUUUGUUAUAUAUCUAAAACAAAAUAUGAACAGACGAUCAAGUCUUAACUUAACUGGAGACGAGACUUUGGCUGAAGAAGAAUUUCAAGCAUUUAAGAGACAGUUAAAGACUGUUCAAAAUAUGAUUGAAAUUUUGAAUGAAAAAAUUGUUGAUAAAACUUUGGGAGUCGAUGAUUUAACAGAUAUGGACAAAGAAAUGAAAAUAAUGGUAAACCUUGAAAAUAAAAUAACAUCAGAGAAAAUGAAAUCGUGUUACGUACCAUAUAAGGCAUUAUCCCUUAAAAUGACUCAAGAGUCUUAUCGUAUUUGUAGCUGGCUAAUGGAAAAAGAAACUAGUGAAAUGGACAACACAUUUGAUAUUAACACCUUCAUAGAUAAAAUUAUUGAAUCGUGUAGUGGUAAAGAAGAUCCUUUGGUUCAUAUAGACAAUCUUUUUAAAGGUGUUGUAAAAAAUAUUAAUUAUUUUGACUUACACGUGUAUGGUAAUAUUAAAAUAGAAGAAAAUGAGUCACAGCCAAUGACAGAAACUCAAGUAAAAAGAGAAAUUAGAAGAUCUCAGAAGCGACAACUAGAAGCCCAAGUUACUCCUGAUGUGGUAGACAGUGAAUCUGGAGACAAUGUAUUACAACAAACUCUUAUGAGAGUAGUUAAUUGUUUAAAAUGUGCUGUUGCAGCUAAUAAUGGAAAACCAGUUGGGUUUUACAAAUUUGCAUUUGAUCCAUUUAGUCUUACAUAUACGGUAGAAAAUCUUUUUAAUAUAGCUUCACUAGUGAAAGACAAAGUAGUAAAAAUUGAAAGAUCGGAAGAUAGUGAUUUGGGUGAGUUUAUUUCCAUUACCUUAGCAAAGAAAAAAAAUAAUGAUAGCAUAAAUAAUAAAGAUGACCAUGAUUCUACCUUGUUUACUAUAAAUCAUACUAUAUGGAAGACUUGUGUAGAAAAGUACAAUAUCACUGAGAGAAUGAUUGAUCAAGAUGGUUGAUAAUUUUGUUUUACAGUCCUAACUUUACUAUUUAACAAAAAUUGCAGUGUAUUAAAUUAAUAUACAUAAAAAAAGUUUUACAGUUAUUAUAAAGUUACCUUUUUUUUAGAGUUUUUGUUAUUCUGUUUUUUUUAUCUUAUUAUAUAUUACUUGCUAUAUAAAUAUUGAGUUUUAUUUUUAUUUUUAUAUGAAAUAGUUUUGUUUAAAAAUUAAAUAUUACAAAUAAAAUAAACAAUAUAAUUUUGUAUUAUCAAUCCAUAAGCUUUACUGUAAAAUUAUUGAAUUUUUAUAUUUUCGGUUUAUUUUUUUGCCUGUUAGCAAUUUUUAGUAAAUAAUUAGUUGGUUAAUUUGUUUUUUUUUUUAAUUGAUACAAAUAAUGAUGUAAAAAACAACUUUGAUAUGUUUUGUCUAGAGCAUUUGUUUCAAAUUAUAUAAUGUAACUGAAAA
Molecule: messenger RNA, 1566 nt
Organism: Daktulosphaira vitifoliae (grape phylloxera)
Lineage: Eukaryota; Metazoa; Arthropoda; Insecta; Hemiptera; Phylloxeridae
Exons: 8
Coding region: 166-1119 (317 amino acids)
Biological process (GO): DNA repair
Cellular component (GO): Smc5-Smc6 complex; nucleus
Source: RefSeq, a predicted model, not a curated record